CACCGAAGCGAUGCACUCUUUCUGAUCAGCUUGCCUUGCUGGGACAGGACAGGACAGGACAGGACAGAGGCCACACUUCUUGCUCAAACACCAUGGCUCUUUCUGUUCUCACAUCAGGCUCUUCCCGACAGCUUUCCUCAUACAGUCUUGGAGGUGGUGGUGGAGGAUCGGUCAGAUUAUCUAGUGGCGCAGGGUUCAGUGGUGGUUCCAACUUUGCUGGGGGUUAUGGAGCAGGAAGCCUUGUUGGGGGGUAUGGAGGUGGCCUUGGUGGGGGAUACGGAGGUGGCCUUGGUGGGGGAUAUGGAGGUGGCCUUGGAUACGGAGGUGGCCUUGGUGGGGGCCUGGGUAGCAGCUUUGCUGGUGGCUUUGCUAGUGGCUUUGGAGGGGGAGAUGGCGGUCUCCUAACUGGUGAUGAGAAGCAAACUAUGCAGAAUCUCAAUGACCGCCUUGCCAACUACCUGGGCAAAGUACAUGCUCUUGAAGAGGCAAAUGCAGAACUUGAACGCAAAAUUAAGGAAUGGUAUGCAAAAUACAGCACUCCUGACACUGACAGAGACUACAGCAAAUACUUCAGAAUGAUUGAAGAUCUACGGAAUCAAAUAGCUGCAGCGACUAUUGAGAAUGCCAGGAUCGUUUUGCAAGUCGACAAUGCUCGACUGGCAGCUGAUGAUUUCAAACUUAAGUAUGAAAACGAGUUGUUCCUACAUCAGAGUGUGGAAAGUGACAUCAAUGGCUUGCGGAGAGUCUUGGAUGACUUAACCAUGAACAGGUCUGACCUAGAACUGCAGAUUGAAAACCUGAAUGAGGAGCUUGCCUAUCUCAAGAAAAACCACGAAGAGGAACUGAAGAGCUUCCGAGGGCUGGCUAGUGGCGACGUCAAUGUAGAAAUGGACGCUGCACCAGGAAUUGACUUGACUAAGCUACUAAAUGACAUGAGAUCCCAAUAUGAACAACUUGCAGAGAAGAAUCGUCGAGAGGCAGAAGAACAGUUCAACAAACAGGUCGGAGCUCUGAGGCAAGAGAUAUCUGCCAAUGUGGAUCAACUGAGCUCAAGCAAGAGUGAAAUCACGGAUCUGAAGCGGACUCUGCAAGCGCUGGAACUGGAGUUGCAGGCCCAACUUGCCAUGAAACAAUCCCUUGAAGGCACUUUGGCAGAAACAGAAAGGAAUUACUGUGACCAGCUUGGCCAAAUACAGGGUCAGAUCGGUAGCUUAGAAGAACAGCUUCUGCAGCUUCGAUCUGAAAUGGAGGGCCAGAACAUAGAAUAUCAGCAGCUUCUUGGCAUCAAGACACGACUGGAGAGGGAAAUUGAAACCUACCGCCGCCUACUGGAUGGAGAAGGGGGUAUUUCUGGAUCGGGAGGCUACGGAUCUGCAAGCUAUGGUUCUACGUUUUCAGGAGGCUCUGGCAAAGAGUCCACGAAAACCAGAAUGGUUAAGACAAUUGUAGAGGAAGUGGUUGACGGCAGGGUCGUCUCAUCCCAGGUCAAAACAGUCGAAGAGAAACCAACUAAGUAACAUUAGGAGAGUGCGAAAAGGUCCUUUCUUGUAAUUCUUGUCCCAGCAAAGAAACACCUCUCAGGAACUUCAAGAAUUACACAAGAAAAUAAUUUCUUUUUUUUUAAGCCUUUUUCCCUAGAAGUUUGUCUCUUCUUCCCACUUGUCUUUAAGCAAACCUUGAAACUGCAUUCUGAAAUUCUUCUCUCCUAUAGUUGGAGGUAGUUCAAUAAACCUUUACUGUUUGCAUAUUACAA
Molecule: messenger RNA, 1753 nt
Organism: Eublepharis macularius
Lineage: Eukaryota; Metazoa; Chordata; Lepidosauria; Squamata; Eublepharidae
Product: keratin, type I cytoskeletal 24-like
Exons: 8
Coding region: 93-1517 (474 amino acids)
Molecular function (GO): structural molecule activity
Source: RefSeq, a predicted model, not a curated record